This is a messenger RNA of Phaedon cochleariae (mustard beetle), 333 nucleotides long. The record is from the annotation of a GenBank genome assembly. Lineage: Eukaryota; Metazoa; Arthropoda; Insecta; Coleoptera; Chrysomelidae.
AUGAUCAAGGCGUUGGAAUUCUCUGUCGACCUAGAAAUCGAAUCGAGGUUGUUAUCUUCGAAGUCACAAACGCCCGAAGGAAGAAAGUAUAUGUUGUUUCCGUGGCACAGAAUACUCAAUUACUCAACCUACCACGUCGGCGAUAAGGCAACCAGGGGCCCCUAUUAUACCGAUGCUUUCCAAAUGGAACAUAGCUGUUGGUUGCGCUUCGAUUACGCCACCGUUAGGACCAUGGACGUCACCGAAGAGCAAGUGUUGAAGUCGCAGGACACACAAGUGCCUUAUUAUUUACUCUUCUUCAGGCGGAGGGAUACUGUCGGGUGGAAUAUUUGA